AUGUCGGCUCAAGGAUCUGGCAAAGCGUCCUGGAAUUCCCAUGUUUGGGUUAAUACCCCAUCCGCGGAAAGAACAUUGCUCAUUGUGCAGUCGUUCUUUAUGCUCCUGCUACUGGUGGGAUUGCUCAUUGUGUCUGCUGGGAUUUACUUCUUGAAGAAAUCAAGAAGAGAUGCACUGAAGCCUAUGCCUGUGACAACCACACUGGCAGCUAUGUUUUUCAUGGCAGGAUCCCAAGCCAGUACAUUCGCGUAUAAUUCCGUCUCAUUUCGAGCCCACUAUGCCAAACAGACCUACAACGUUGCGCAGCUAAUUGGCGAAUUCUGCUCCUUUAUUUCAUAUUGUUUGCUUUUCCACGUAUUGUAUGCAAUUAUCCAUAUUUUUGCUGAGCGUGUCACAAAGGUCAGCACCAAAACCUUGUCGGCCUUCAAAUAUGUGCAUUGGGGGGCCGUGAGUCUCUUCGUGGUACUAUGCAUUGUUGACUGGGCCUACUACGUCGGCGCUAUUGACUCCGAGGUGAAAGAGAAGUCGAGCUUUGCCCAUCGGAUGGAUGUUUGGGAAAAGAUCGAUAGUGUACGUUGGGUCGUCUUCUGCGUAAGCGCAUGGGAGAUUGCAGGUUGGGCUAUCUUCCUGGGCCUCAUGACAUCACGUGAUUCAUCCUAUAUAAAGUUCAAGCAUUUAUUCCUAACAUUAGGCUAUCAGAUGUCGGCAUUCCUUUUCGUUGCCGCGAGCGGCUGUUUCCUUGGCCUCAAUUUUCUUUGGUUUGUUUGGGAUAUCCUCGCCUUCCUUCAAUCAUCAACCGUCGAUUUCAGUGAGAGCGUGACUGGACCUGGGAAAACUGCCCGACAAAUAGUGGUAUUCGUUUUCUUCCAAGGCUUUUCUCUCGGGCUUCUGCUAUGCUAUUGGCGAUUCCCAGCCCAAGAACACCAAAGGGAGGACCCUGAACUCGGUUCUGUCCGGAUAGACCGCACGGGACUAGUGCUUGCGGAGAUAGAGAGAAGCAAAAAGCCUUCUCGAUUUGUUGAGCAACUGACAAUGGAGAGUCCUGCAGAAGCAGAUUCGACGCCUUGCCUGAAAGAUCGGAGCACCCAGGCGGGUUGUUCUGAGCUCAUGGCAGAGUCGGAUUGGAAUAUGGAUAGGAAAGAAAGACUUUUCGAAGCCGAUAGCUCAAAACCUAUAUUGGAAGCCGACUCGAUUCAUGUAUCAAAAAAACAGUGA
Messenger RNA from Penicillium waksmanii, 1215 nucleotides. RefSeq lists its product as uncharacterized. Bases 1 to 1215 code for a protein of 404 amino acids. Lineage: Eukaryota; Fungi; Ascomycota; Eurotiomycetes; Eurotiales; Aspergillaceae. The transcript is spliced from 3 exons. The record is from RefSeq and is a predicted model, not a curated record.